Molecule: messenger RNA, 953 nt
Organism: Aspergillus aculeatus ATCC 16872
Lineage: Eukaryota; Fungi; Ascomycota; Eurotiomycetes; Eurotiales; Aspergillaceae
Product: class I SAM-dependent methyltransferase
Exons: 1
Coding region: 45-953 (302 amino acids)
Source: RefSeq, a predicted model, not a curated record
GACCACCUCCCUUCUGAGCACCUUCCAAACAAUCCCCCACCAAAAUGCCCGCCUCUUCCCACAUCGAGAACUACGACCAGUCCACCUACUGGAUCGCGCACGCCCACAACUUCCGUUCCUCAGCGCGCCUCCACCUCCAGCACUUCCUGUACCAAAACACCCUCGACUAUCUCCUGGAGCCAGAGAUCGCGAAAGCCGUGAUUGCCGCGCAGCAGCCGCUGAAGAUCGCCGAUCUUGCCUGUGGCAAUGGCGUCUGGCUCACCGAGCUUCACACCCAAUUGACCAAGGACUCCGAUCUCUCUGUUCAGCUUGAUGGCUUCGACAUCAACCCCGUCAACUUCCCCGCCGCGGCCUACCUACCCAGCGGCGUGUCGCUGCAGCAGCUCGACAUCCUUACCAAACCUCUUCCGGCCGCGCUGCUGGGUGCCUACGAUGUGGUACAUAUCCGCGCCUUCGCGAGUCUGAUCGGGCCGGACUCCGACCUCACCCCGAUCCUCACGGUGGCCUCUGCCCUGCUCAAGCCCGGCGGCUACCUCCAGUGGGAAGAGAACCGCGGGGAUCUGUUUCUGGUCGAGGCCCCCACCCCGGAAGUCUCCAAGGCCGCCUGCAGCCAAGCGUCGCAGGUGCUGCAGGGCGGGCUGCGCGCCAAGGGCAUCAGUAACGCCUGGGUGAAUACACUUGACACCCAGCUCACGCAGUUCGGCUUCCAGGAGGCCCGUCUGCUGGCCCACAACAAGCGGCCCCAGGACUACAAGGGCUGGACGGAGAAUUAUCUGAUUGUGUGGGAGGAACUCGCUGCGUUGUUCCCCCCAAAGGCCGAGGCGCCGAAUGCUCCCCUCUCCCGCGAGGCCUGGGUCGCCCUGUUCACCGCGGCCGUCAAGGAGACGGAGCAGGGCGUCGUCGUGCAUCAGGGUCGCGUUGUCACGGCGGUCGGACGGAAGCCGCUGGCUUGA